Messenger RNA from Otolemur garnettii (small-eared galago), 3536 nucleotides. RefSeq names its product regulatory factor X2 (gene RFX2). The coding region runs from base 115 to 2286 and encodes 723 amino acids. NCBI's taxonomy places the organism in Eukaryota, Metazoa, Chordata, Mammalia, Primates, Galagidae. Gene Ontology annotation, molecular function: RNA polymerase II cis-regulatory region sequence-specific DNA binding; DNA-binding transcription factor activity, RNA polymerase II-specific. The transcript has 18 exons. Gene Ontology annotation, cellular component: nucleus. The record is from RefSeq and is a predicted model, not a curated record. Gene Ontology annotation, biological process: regulation of transcription by RNA polymerase II.
AGAGACUGUAGCCGUGGAGACUGUUACUUACCAACGGGGACCAACACGCAGCAGCCUCCGCUGCCUCCGCGGGAGCCGCUGCCCGAACUCCCGGCCGGAACUCCAGAACUGAGCAUGCAGAAUUCAGAGAGUGGAUCGGAGUCUCCAGCUUCCGUGGCUCUGCGUCCGUCAGCAGCAGCCCAGCCCGUGCCAGCCUCCCCACAGAGGGUGUUGGUCCAGGCAGCCAGCUCUGCCCCCAAAGGGGCCCAGAUGCAGCCCAUUUCUCUCCCCAGAGUUCAGCAGGUGCCACAGCAGGUUCAGCCCGUGCAGCACGUGUACCCUGCCCAGGUGCAGUACGUGGAGGGGGGAGAUGCCGUCUACACGAACGGGACCAUACGAACGGCCUAUACCUACAACCCUGAGCCUCAGAUGUACGCCCCCAGUAGCGCAGCUUCUUACUUCGAGGCCCCGGGUGGCACCCAGGUGACAGUGGCAGCCUCAUCCCCACCCACGGUGCCCUCCCACAGCAUGGUGGGCAUCACCAUGGAUGUCGGGGGCAGCCCCCUCGUCUCCAGCGCAGGAGCCUAUCUCAUCCACGGGGGCAUAGACGGCGCACGACAUUCCCUGGCCCAUACCUCCCGGUCAUCACCAGCCACGCUUGAAAUGGCGAUUGAAAACCUCCAAAAAAGCGAAGGAAUCACAUCACACAAAAGCGGUUUACUCAACAGCCAUCUCCAGUGGCUGUUAGACAAUUACGAAACCGCAGAAGGUGUGAGUCUGCCCAGGAGUUCUCUGUACAACCACUACCUUCGCCACUGCCAAGAGCACAAGCUGGACCCCGUGAAUGCAGCCUCCUUUGGGAAACUGAUCCGUUCUGUGUUUAUGGGGCUAAGGACACGGCGGUUGGGCACCAGGGGCAACUCAAAGUAUCAUUAUUAUGGGAUCCGCCUGAAGCCAGACUCCCCCCUGAACCGACUACAGGAAGACACCCAGUAUAUGGCCAUGCGGCAGCAGCCCCUGCACCAGAAGCCCAGGUACCGGCCAGCUCAGAAGACAGACAGCCUCGGGGACAAUGGCUCCCAUAGCAGCCUGCACAGCACACCUGAGCAGGCCAUGGCUGCACAGAGCCAGCACCACCAGCAGUACAUAGAUGUCUCCCAUGUCUUCCCAGACUUCCCAGCACCUGACCUGGACAGUGUCCUGUUGCAAGAGAGCCUCACCCUGCAUGAUGUCAAGGCCCUGCAGCUGGCAUACAGACAGCACUGCGAGGCAACUCUAGAUGUUGUGAUGAACCUCCAGUUCCACUACAUUGAGAAGCUGUGGCUGUCCUUCUGGAACUCUAAGGCCUCCUCCAGUGAUGGCCCAACCCCUCUACCUGCCAGUGAUGAAGAGCCUGAAGGCACCGUCCUGCCCAAGGACAAGCUCAUCUCCCUGUGUAAACAUGACUCCAUCCUCAAAUGGAUGAGGAGCUGUGACCACAUCCUCUACCAGGCCCUGGUGGAGAUUCUCAUCCCCGAUGUGCUGCGGCCAGUCCCCAGUACCUUGACACAGGCAAUACGGAAUUUUGCCAAGAGCUUGGAAGGCUGGUUAACGAAUGCUAUGAGUGACUUCCCACAGCAAGUCAUCCAGACCAAGGUUGGUGUUGUCAGUGCCUUUGCCCAGACUCUGCGGAGAUACACAUCCCUCAAUCAUCUAGCUCAGGCAGCCCGGGCAGUUCUUCAAAACACAUCCCAGAUCAACCAGAUGCUCAGCGACCUUAACCGCGUGGACUUCGCCAAUGUGCAGGAGCAAGCCUCUUGGGUCUGCCAGUGUGAAGAAAGCGUGGUACAGCGGCUAGAGCAGGACUUCAAGCUGACUCUGCAACAGCAGAGCUCCCUGGACCAGUGGGCCAGCUGGCUGGACAAUGUGGUCACCCAGGUCCUGAAGCAGCAUGCAGGCAGCCCCAGCUUCCCCAAGGCUGCCCGGCAAUUCUUGCUGAAAUGGUCCUUUUACAGCUCCAUGGUGAUCCGGGACCUGACCCUGCGCAGUGCCGCCAGCUUCGGCUCCUUCCACCUCAUCCGCCUGCUAUACGACGAGUACAUGUUCUACCUGGUCGAGCACCGCGUGGCUGAGGCCACCGGGGAGACACCGAUCGCUGUGAUGGGGGAGUUCAAUGAUCUCGCCUCCCUAUCACUGACGCUGCUUGACAAAGACGACCUUGGUGAUGAGCAGCAUGGCAAUGAGGCCGACCUGGACCCCCCCAGCCUUGGAGAACCCCUGGUGAAGCGGGAGCGCAACGACCCUAACCACACCCUGCAGGGCAUCUAACACCCACAGUCGCCUCCCGAGAGGUUCCGAAGAUGUUGCCCAGCCACUCUGAGAACCUGGACUUCACCAGCUCUAUCACAUUCGUGCCUCUUAGAUGAUGUGAUGUUUACUCUGACUCAAGGGAGGCUCCCAGGGUUAGUGCCCUUAAAGGACAAGGUACUGUUCAAGAAGAAUGGAGUUGUAGCUGCAGAAGCUCACAGUAGGCUCCCACUGCCCAUGGCCGUGUUCUGGGCUUCCAAGUGCCUGAGCAGCCCUCCAGGGGCUUAUUCAAGACAAAGUGUCCCCUGACAGAAUUGUGAACUUUGGCCAGAGUCCCUAAAGGGUUGUGCUGAGAGCAUUGGUCCCUCCAUUCAGCUGAUACCAGUUUUCAACAUGAUUUAAAAGAAAAAUUUGCAGAGUCUAGGAAGGAAGGGACAGCCUCUGCCCCGCUUGUCCUGCCAUUGUUGAACAGGUACAGAGCUCGCCAGCAUCCAUGGGGUCCCCUCAGGAAUCAAAAGCCGAGUGUCGUCACUCUGGUGCCUCUGUCAGGAAAGAAUGGACCCAUCUCAGCAGCUGUACCUCAUAGCCUUUCGUGAACAGGCCAUCCUCUGCUUCCCACCCUGCCUGACUCUGCUGGGGCAGGGAGGCCAGUGGCCCAUGGGAGGUAGAUCCCUAGGCACCAAAGGAUUGUACUGAAGCAGCUGGCAAUCCCACUGUCCAUGGCCGGAUCAACAGCCUAAAAAAGAACAAACCAUGGAUACAGUCCCACUCGUGCCAAGACACAAUAGCGUCUUUUUAAAAAUUAAAGCCAGAAGUUUUAUCAGCAACAAAACAGUUGUGGAGUUCGGUCCAGUUCACAGUCAACACCAAGCCAAACUGCUGGCUCUGGAAUCAGUUGUUCCAGGUGGUCAGCAUGAAUGGCCUUUGGAAGGCAGCCACCCCACAGGUACAAACAAGGUGCCUGUGACCACUCUGUGUAGUCUUCUAGAAUGCCUCCCUCUGAAUUCACUAUCCUGGGGUACUCUGACCCACCUCAACCUCUUCAGAGUCAAAACUCUUUGGGGACAAACAAACACCCUUAACUUUAGAUGCUCCAAAUUUGCCUCCAUGGAAAUACGUAGCUGUCGCACUUGGUUAGCUACGUGCAGGAGUCCUGAGUGAGGAAGACAGACCUUGGUCUAGGAAGCACCAUCUAAUGAAAUGCAGUAGUUUCUCUUUUUGGAAAUAUGUUUAUACCAAUAGUUUUGUGCUCUAAUUGUUAUUAGAAUGUU